AGUUCCGCCGGAAAACGUUAUUGGAAUAACAGACGCGUUCACGGUUCACGACAGAGACAUUUCUCUACAACGACUUGUCGAGAAUCCCUGGUCAGUGCUGCCUUCUGGUGAGUAGAGACCGCCCAGACGCGGCCAACCGAAUGAAACGUUUUUGUCAGGUAAACAGUAUCUCCGAUCUGGGAGAUAAUAUUCACUCGAUAUAAAAGAUACAACCCCCUACAACACGCAGACGAUUACAGGGAUAUAUACGCAUUCAGAUGGAUAACAUACCGUCGGAAUACACGAGUGUUUGAAUAAUAUAUAUUGAUAUACACAAGUGACUGGAAAAUCCGCGUUGAUAAUACAAAAGUGAUUGCAUAAUACAUGUUGUGUUGAUAAUAAGCAAGCGGUUGGAUUAUAAUGUGUGUUGAUAAUAACAAACUGGUAAAUAGUAUGUGUUGAUAAUACACGCGUGGAUGAAUAAUACGUGUUGAUAAUACACAAGUGGUUGUAUAAUAGAGCAAUAAUACGCAAUCAAUAUAAUAAUACAAUGUGAUAAUUCGAAAUCCACUGGAUGAUAUAUCUUUAUAUUAUACUAUCACUUGGAUAAUACGACUUGAUAAUGGACAUUCGAUUGGAUGAUACACUUUCAACUGGAUAAAUAUUUUUAACAGCAUAAAAGAUUGUGAAUUUCGGUAAAAGAAUGUUUUCAUUAUUUUGUUGUAAUGAAAACAAUUAUUUUGGAAACGACUGGAUGAAUUAUUUGGAAAUGGGAAUGAUGUUUUCAUGAAAUGAUAAUUAUGGCAAGGAAUUGCAUUUUAGUUUUCGGUUUAUUUAUCUCUUUACUCGUUGACUAUGUGUCGAUGGAGGCAACUUGUUCCUUCGACAACGAAGAAUGCAGCUACCACAUCAAAGUGCAGCACGUGAAGGGGAACUGUGUGGUUCGAACUCUAACAGACGUCAACGCAGACGGCACUCGUUUACCAGACGACAGCGACGUGGUGAGCGACACUGAGUACGACAUCCACGCCAAAAUGCAGGCGAUACAGGAAACACUAGGUGCCGUUAAGGACGAGCACGAGAAACGCCUCAAGGACCUGGAAGCCUCCGUCCGGCAACUCCUGGGCCUGAAGGAGAAGCCCCUGUUACCUUUCGGCCUGGAUCAUCAGGAGAAGAAGAAGAAGAAGGGCUACACGAUCUUCGAGGACGGCCUGCUGGCUCGCCUGGAGAGCGAGUUCUAUCGCCUGAGGGAGAUGGUGAAGCGGAAGGACCAGACGAUCCUCGACACGGAGCUCAAGCUCAACGAGUCGCAGCAGCUGGCCCAGAACAAACAGGUGGAGGCGUUCGCGCUCAACCGACGUCUGCUGCACGCCGAACACAAGGUGGCGCUGUUGGAGCGCGAGAGACGCAUUCUCAAGAACCAGCUGAAGGACAAGACGUACCUGCUGCGGGGCGCCACGCACAACGCCACCGCCACGGGAUCUAAGAUGGCCACCAUGGAGGAGCAGCUGCUGCGGCUGGUGAGGUCGGAGAGCACGCUGAGGGAGGUGUUGAUGACGUGUCAGCUCGAGAAGAACCACACCGAGGCACAGCUGGCCGUCUACAAACACAAGGCCAGCCACAUCCUCUCCAAGCAGAAGACGCUCAAGGGAACGCUGAGGAUCCGAGAGAGCGAACUCAUAGACUGCUAUUCAGCUAAAACUCAGUCAUUCUGCGGCUUUGAAGACCCGUACAUCUGCGGCUUCACCCAGGAGACAUACUCGGAUUUCUUCAACUGGACGCGAGUUCAGGGCAAGACGCCAUCUGGGAACACCGGACCAGGCAACGGUGACCACACGUGUGGAACUACCAGUGGUCACUUUAUGUAUAUCGAGGCGUCGGCGAAAGGCCGCGGCAACAACGCCAUCAUGUACUCCCCUCUCUACCGCGGCAUGGACGAACAGUGCAUCGCCUUCUUCUACAACAUGAACGGCCGCAACAUCGGCACUCUGAACGUGUACGCCAAGGCAAGAGGGGCGGAACUAUUUUCUGUGUGGAGAGCGUACGGUAACCAAGGAGACGUAUGGAGUGAGGCACGAUUAGGGAUUCCCAAACAGCUGGCCAGGGCAGGAUACCAGAUUGCCUUUGAAGGAAUUACGGAAAGUGGUUACCAAGGAGAUAUAUCUAUUGAUGACGUCACAGUGACGAGUGGUGCUUGUAAAGUAGAUAGCGUCAUCACAUCGGUCAAGGUUGCCGUUAAUUCAACGAUUCUGGACGAAGCGAGUAAAGCGUUCGCUCGCAAAAUUAAACGUGGCCGCAAAUCACGCAAACGACAAAAGAAGAGGACAUAAGAACUGGUGUGAGACCCCUAACUUUGUCCACGAGACCAAAACUGAAACAUGAACGGGUUUUAUGGGAAUGUUGGUACUGUGCAGAAUAUUGGAAUUUGUGAAUAUUGAUUGUUAGUAUAAAGUUAGUUAUGCAGUAUGCAACUCGUGAUUACGACGAUUUUCCUGUGAUGGCAUUCGCAUUUGUAGUAUUCUUGUACCAAACGAAAAACAGUACCUCUGGUAUUUGAACAUCACGAAUACAUAGAUAUUACGUAGAAAUCCUAUUGCGUGACAUUAGCAAGUUAGUUAACAAAACUGGUGUAACUUACAGUUUACGACACAUCAUAUGUGGUUCACGGAAACCAAUUGGUGUAUCAGUUUCUGUUUUCAUCAGGGCUGAGUUCAGCCAGACGGAGCAAAAAACCCGUUCGCUUCACUGAUUUAUGUGGUUCACGUUGAUCCAAAAUGACUACGCAGGUAACCAAUGAAAUAGUUCGCGAACGCUAGGGUCGCUAGUUGUCGCUGAACCCAGGGAAGUACUUGAAUGUUUCGCAACUGAUGCUGGAUAGGAAUGUGUCCCUCUGUUUAUACACGUUUUGUUUGCUUGAUACAUGUUUUGUUUUAUACACGGUGUAUCGCCGGAUUCGUAAUUUAUAAAACGUAUUUGUUAUAUGGGCCACUUGAUAAUACACCCCUAUAUUUCGGACCAUGGUAGGCCUAUGCCAUUAUUUUGAUUUAUAAAAACUAUUAAUAAAUUUCAACAUUUGUUUCACAGGCAUGUAGCCAUUUGGUGGAGGGGGACAUCCAGGUUUGAAGGGAAGUAUACUUAACACACACACACACACACACACACACACACACACACACACACACACACAUACACACACACAAUAGCUACAAUGAAAGCAAUGAAAUAAACGUCACAAUGGCUUUAUUGCCAAAAUCAAUUACAACUGAGGAUAUAUCUUUGCCUGGGCCGAUAAAUGGGGAUCGGGAGGACAUGCCCCCCCCCCCCCCCCGCCACACACACACACACUUUUCCCUGUCACUCUGUUCUGAAUGUUGGAAAUGCUGUAUUUUAACACCUGAAAUUCAAACAUUUCUCUGGAAUGCAUACCUACGACCCACCCCCAAGAGGUUCCAGUUCUCAAAUAUAAUAAUCUACAUUCAUCCCCUAGACCAUUGAAUUAAUGGUGGCCCCAAAUACUCACACGGAACUAUUUAUAUAUAGCGUAAACGUGAAUCUACACAAGCCAUUUGCGUACAUAUGGAGCGCCGCUGAUGAUUAAAGUUUAUGUCGGCGCUACAGGGUUAUAACUUACACUGUCGCAAAAACUAUCUAAAUGUCUUGUUAUUUGUGUUCCUAGGAUAAGAGAUGAGUCAGUGAGUUGAGUGAUUGCUGUUAGGUACAGACAUCAUCAAUCUAUCCGUAUAAAACAUCCAUCAGAUUCUAAGGGUGGGGGGGGGGGGGGGGGGGGGGUGCCGUUUUUCAAGGUUACGGGCCUGCUAUUUCCAUGGACGCAAUAUUAGCUGUGUUAUUUUAGUGACAUGUACUGUAUAGUUCAUCAUAAUUGUUGUUUUUUGAGAAUAAAAUAUUGUAUUUUAAAAUCAAAA
This is a messenger RNA of Gigantopelta aegis, 3902 nucleotides long. RefSeq lists its product as uncharacterized. Gene Ontology annotation, cellular component: membrane. The record is from RefSeq and is a predicted model, not a curated record. The transcript is spliced from 6 exons. The coding region runs from base 771 to 2309 and encodes 512 amino acids. Lineage: Eukaryota; Metazoa; Mollusca; Gastropoda; Neomphalida; Peltospiridae.